AUGGCUACGGCAGAUAACAGUAUUCGUCCUAACAAACAUUCAAUUCCUAUUGAUAUAUUGGAUGAUUUAUGCAGCCGUUUUAUAAUCAACUUACCACCUGAGGAUAGAGGUAAUCUCGUUAGAAUUUGCUUUCAAAUUGAACUUGCACACUGGUUUUAUCUGGACUACUAUUGUACUGAUGAGAGUGCAAGGCUCAAUCCUUGUGGUAUAAGGGAGUUUGCAGCACAUAUAUUUCAGCAUGUCCCUCAACUACGAGAGCAUAUUAGAAAUUUAGAUGAAGUGUUGGAUAACUGGCGCGAAUACAAACAAACUGUACCAACAUAUGGAGCUAUCCUGUUAGAUACUGACUUAACACAUGUGUUGCUUGUACAGUCUUAUUGGACUAAAGCUUCUUGGGGCUUCCCUAAGGGAAAAGUGAAUGAGGAUGAAGAACCUUGGAAGUGUGCUGCUAGAGAGGUGCUAGAAGAGACUGGUUUUGAUAUAAGCCAUCUCAUUAAUAAACAAGAUUACAUUGAAGCAAUGAUACACGAUCAGAUCGUUCGUCUGUACAUAAUCGGGUAUAUAUCACGAGAUACUAAGUUCCAGCCGAGAACUAGAAAUGAAAUAAAAGCCUGUGAAUGGUUUCCGAUAGCUGACUUGCCAGCUAACAGAAAAGAUAUGACCCCAAAAGUCAAAAUGGGUGUCAGUCCUAAUGCCUUUUUCAUGGUGUUGCCAUUCGUAAAGCGUAUGAGACGAUGGGUAGCAGAACGCAAUCAAAAAGUGUUCAGACGUACAAGGCACAAAUCCUUGGGGGACAUUGAAUCAUGUAAAUCUAAGAAAACUAUUUCUCAAGGUUUGCAGAACGAGAUACAGGAAUAUCAACAGACCUCCCAAAAUCACAAAUACAACAAUAAAAGUGCUAAUGGCAACCAUUCAAAUACGAAGACGAAUGGAAAUGGGAACGGAAAUAAAAGAGGGAGGAUGACAAAACGUCAAUUAUUCACGCCACAAAACACUCAUACAAAUAACUUCUCACCGGUUCAGAAAGAUGCCAGUCCUGUUAACGACGUUGAAGAUAAUUUCCUUAAUUUUGUGGCGCCAUCUUGGGCAAACUUUAAAUUCGAUAGACGCGCCAUUUUGGAAUGUCUGACU
Messenger RNA from Brenthis ino (lesser marbled fritillary), 1131 nucleotides. NCBI's taxonomy places the organism in Eukaryota, Metazoa, Arthropoda, Insecta, Lepidoptera, Nymphalidae. The record is from the annotation of a GenBank genome assembly.